CGUUUGGCUGGGUGCGCGCGUUGGCGGGAAUCGUGCGGGAGCGGCUGGUGCGAUCCUAUGAAUUCCAAAAUGAAACAGAAACUGAACGCAGAAAAAUCGUCAGGAUCUUUGCAGAAGUACCUCACAGACACCACAUGCAGUGCUGCCCCAAGACGGACUCUUAAAAUGAUUCAGCCUUCAGCAACAGGUUGCCUGGUUGGCAGACGUAAUGAGAAGAAAUCUUCAGUCAAAAGGAAACUUUGGAAUAACAAGUUCACCUCAAAGGCUUGUAAAGCUGAGGUGUCUGCGGACAAGGAGCAAGAAAAUGAGAAUAUGAAUGAUGUCAUUCAAGCUGUAGAUCUCAUGAUAAAAGACUUACUGUGGCUUCUUACUUCAGGAAGUCCUUCAUCUCAAUAUUGGAAAGAAGUGGCUGAAGAGAGGAGGAAGGCUCUGUAUGAAGUGCUUCAAGAAAAUGAAAAGUUGCACAAAGAAAUUGAACAGAAAGAUGGUGAAAUUGCCCGCCUAAAAGAAGAAAAUGAAGAGCUAAUGUCCCUUGCUGAACAUGUGCAGUAUAUGACGAGCAUGAUUGAGAGGCUAACUGGGCAAGCACCUGACAAUCUUGAGACACUGAGGAGUGUGGCUCUAGAGGAAUCUGAACAAGAAAAUGAAGAGCUUAACUGUGGAGAUAAUGCAGACAGCACUUCUGAAGAAGGGCCAUCACAAGUAUCAUGUGGCUUAAGGGAGAGUAUAUCAGAUCUUGCUUCAAAGGAAGCAAAUCAUUUGCAACUGGAAUGACAACCUUUAAAUAGGCUUAUGUAUGUGGCUUUUAAUUGCAGACUUCCUCUUGAAAGGAUAUACUAAAACUUCUCAGGUAUAGAAACUCUUGUGGAAGUAUUACAGAUGUUGGUUUUUAACUGGAAUUAUGUAGCAGUGGGAGUAUCUGGAUACUGCGUAGAAAACUUACUACAGGCUGAACUUAGUUGCUUGUAUAACAUGCAAAUACUGUGUAUUUCAAACUGUUGUGUAUAUAUCUUAUCGGUUGGUCUGACAUGAUAUGUGAAAAUUGAUAAAUAAACCUUUACCUUACCAAAACAGCCUCUUAUUUGAGUGGGGAAUGACUUGUUCUAGGUUUAAGUCAAUUGUGACUACUGUAGAUGGAAGCUUUCAAGUUUUUUUGGAAGUGCCUGGGCAGUUUUUAGCUCCUUAGAUUUCCAGAAUUCUGGAGAACAGAGUAGUUUUGGUGGAUAGGGAAGGCAAAAUAAAACUUGUGUGCUGUUGGUGAGGCUUCAGAAAGUCAAGAAUGGGUAAUAAGAGUCAAGAUCUGAAGUUUAGUUAGAUUUAUGCUUUUCAGGGUUUUUUUAAAUAAUUGCCUCUGUCUUUUAAGGGAGCCUUUUCCAAGAUGUAUAGAUGAGAGCUUAAGUAGAAAGUUAUUAGACAGUCUCUCGUAGAAAUACAUUUAUUGGCUUAUAAAGAAAAGGUGGGAUGUUCUUGCUCCUAAUUGCAGCUGUACUGAAAAUUAGAUGGAGACAAAGCAGCCUACACUUCAGAGCUACUCUGAAAGGAAACUCAAUGUCUGUUUUCAAAGUACUGCUCUGGUAUUUACUGAGAGAUGAGACACACUUUUACCAAGAUAAUAAUGUUCUGAAGGGUUUACAGGAAUAAAAAGCACUCUCUAAAACUUUGAGCACCUUAUCUGGCAGCCAUAUGGGGGGAAAAAUGCUUGUGGUUGAAAGUACUGAGGUAGAAGGGGAGAGUAAGCUGAAUACAGGUUUUUCCAGUCCUGAAUGAACUCAGCAGUUGUUCUGUAAGUAACAAGGUCUUCCAAGAAUAGGCUUUGAAAGAUGGUGGCCAUUGCAAUAUCUUGUGAAGAGCUCAAAGUUGAGUGGCUUUCAGGAGGCAGAGAUAAUCAGAGGGAUUCUGGUUUAUGGAUCUGUCUGGCUUCAGGCUAUGUGUGAACACAUCUGUGGAGCUAUCAGAUUGGCACCUUUAGAUUCCUUCUGUAUCUUAUUCUCUCCCUGUGGGUGUCAGUAAAUUAAUAGAUGUUUCACAACUGAUUUCAGUUGUGACACUCAGGGAAUGUCAGAACCAUUGUAGGAAGUAACAUUCCUUCUGGCUUCCAUUUCAUCUUGAAUCUGGUAACCACAAGGUGAGGCAUCAUCUUUUCCUGGGAGCUUUGUAAACAAAAGAUUACACCUUCCAGUUUGUGCUCUAGAGGGUGCUUAGACAUAACCCUUUCCAUCACAGUGCAGAAAUGGUGACAAAGGUGUGCCCUUUAACUUGCACUGAUGCUGUGUUUAAGAAAAAACAAACAACUGGAUGCUGGAUUACUCUACAAAGCAGUUACCUUGGUUUUCUGUUCAAAAGAAAUAGAUAGUACUGUCAAGUGACUUAAACCUCUCCUAUCUCAGAUUCAAUUUUCAUGUCAAGUAGUUCUUCAACAAUAGUAAAUUGGUAAGGAAACACAUGAAAUUUAAGUGUUAUAAUAGUCUUCAUGCAGUGCAAUUUAGUUUAAGUUAUUCAUAGUUAGUGAUUUUUUCAGAGGUGGCUUUAUUUUUAAACAUCAGGAAUAUUUUGCAUUUGCAGAGACUGUAGCAGGGAAGAAAGCACUGUUGCAUAAUUAGCUGGCCGGGCAGACUAAUCCAACUGAGACAGCAAGUGCAACUUAUUUUCCACCAUUUCACCUUCUGCUCUGUGAACUGCUGUAAUACAGGUGCUGCUGUUAGAACAAAGAACUGCCAGAAAGUAACAAAUCCAGGAUUUGCAUGCAUUAUCUGCAUCUGGCUCUUCCUUAUUUCCAUCAAGAUGGGCAGGAAGAAAGCUUAUUAGGUUUAAAUCUCGUGCUUUUUCUUGAUUGAUUUCAUUUAAAUAACAAAGACAAGACAGUCCCUUGAGUAGCUGGAUCCUUACUUGUGUUGAAAUGGGUUGUGUACAAAAUAAAUCAUGCAAGUUCUUUGUGUAGGCUGAUGGAUGUAUUGCAGCAUUUGGCCCACCUGUAAUAAAUUUUUACAUCAAAAAGACAUGUGCCGCUUCGUAGUACAUACACUUGCACCUAAAGUCUUCAAACCAAGGCUACUAUGGUUUUAUUAACUUUAAUUCAUUAGCAGAGAGAAUAGUUUGCUGUAUAAACUCUUGAAAAAACAUGCUGCAGGAGAAGACCGGGUAUGAGAGCUGAAUUGUGGCGUAGGAGUAAAACCCAUAUACAUGCUCUAUCUCUGUCAUGGAUGUAUUGGACCUUGAUCAAACAAUCUCCCAAUGCCUAUUAUAUCAGAAAUAUGAAUGUAUGAAAGUGUUGUCAAAAGUUUUAUGAUGCUGCAUUAAUUGCUGUUUAAAAAUACUCUG
This is a messenger RNA of Gymnogyps californianus (California condor), 3318 nucleotides long. It is a transcript of the gene GMNN, whose product is annotated as geminin DNA replication inhibitor. The record is from RefSeq and is a predicted model, not a curated record. Gene Ontology annotation, biological process: negative regulation of DNA replication; negative regulation of cell cycle. The transcript is spliced from 7 exons. Gene Ontology annotation, cellular component: nucleus. The coding region runs from base 58 to 774 and encodes 238 amino acids. NCBI's taxonomy places the organism in Eukaryota, Metazoa, Chordata, Aves, Accipitriformes, Cathartidae.